Ostrea edulis (European flat oyster) is the source of this 2809-nucleotide messenger RNA. RefSeq names its product location of vulva defective 1-like. NCBI's taxonomy places the organism in Eukaryota, Metazoa, Mollusca, Bivalvia, Ostreida, Ostreidae. The transcript is spliced from 4 exons. The coding region runs from base 265 to 1389 and encodes 374 amino acids. The record is from RefSeq and is a predicted model, not a curated record.
CACAAUUCAAUAGCGCUAAGUAUAUUAGUUGACCUUUUGCAUUGGUUUUACAAGAAUAGCUAGAUCUUAAUCUGUAGAAUGUUUAUUCUAAUGUCGCCGUUUUCGCCUGUGAUUUCUAAUGUACCUCUCGAUCUGCAGCUUCAAUCAAUAACGGCUCGGAUAUCGCGAUGCAGACAAUCCAUUCAACAUCUGAGGGAAGACAUGAAUUGGGCAACACUCUCCUCACCAUUUUGUUUCUGUUUUAAGUGAAAAGAAAAUUAAGUCAUGGUAAAAGUUCUGAAAUAUUUUGAGCCUUUGACAAUAGCUUACUUGAUAUACAUAUCAACGAAUUUCGUAGUUACGGAAGUUUGGACUACGGGACUGAAGCGACAGAAUGGCCUGAGGAUGAAGGACCAUGUGUUGGAGUCUAUCACUGGCUUAGGGUACAUAAUGUGUAUAAGAGAAUGUAGAAAUCGAGGGAAUUGUGUGUCUAUCAGCUAUAACAGACAAGGACUAAUUUGUGAAUUAUACUGGAGUGGUGUUCACACGGAGAGUGAUAGAUCUAAGAUUUUAACAGACCCGCUCUUCACAUAUGUAGACAUGACAGACGUUCCAUCUAGUUUAACUCCUGAAUGCUUAUCGACGACAAACUGUGGACCAACGAAGGCAAAAUGUGUGCAGCUGAAGAGCAGACGGACAGUCUGCAUCGAUCCAGUUAUCACAACAGUGGGAUCAACAACAGUCGCGCCAGUCACUACGCAACAUGUGACAUCAGUCACUACGCAACCUGUGACAUCAGUCACUACGCAACCUGUGACUGUGACAUCAGCCACUACGCAACCUGUGACAUCAGCCACUACACAACCUGUGAAAUUAGUCACUACGCAACCUGUGACAUUAGUCACUACGCAACCUGUGACAUCAGUUUCCAAAGAAUCUAUGUCGACGGUAUCAACUGAAACACACCCGUCAACUCCAUCUAUUUCAACUUUGUCUACAACAUCCACGUGCCCUGCGCUGUACACCAGGAGCGAGAACAACAAGUUUUGUAUUUCGCUAGAGCAAACACAAAUGUCACGCGACAAAGCUAAAUACGAAUGCCAAAAGACAGCCAAUAGUUCAUUACUGUUAAUAGAAUCAGAAGAAACACAGAAUGAUGUUUCCACUUUCCUGGCAAAUCACAUAAACUCCAAUUUUCCAGAGAAAGAGCUGUGGAUAGACGGUACAUAUAAUGACCAGGCAUCAGAAUGGUCGUCAUCAUCAGGCCCUCUAACAUUUGUAAACUGGAAAUCUAAUGCUUCACCGAAGAAAAACAAAAAUUGUAUCUUAUUGACGAUUAGUAACGGGAAAUGGAAACCUUCUGAUUGUACCAAACAGAACUAUUUUCUGUGUCAGAUACACAUUACAUAGCCGAGAGCAGACGUUGAAGUAACUUAUAAAUAUGAUUUACAUCUGCAGACCUUUUCAACAGCUUUUACCGAUGAUUCAAUCAAUGACGAUCUAUACCUUUUCUAGGUGUCAGUUACAUCAUGCACCUGGUCUCACCUCUGGUAUAUCCAGGGGUCCGUGUUUGCCCAACUCUCUAUUUUGUAUUGCUUAUAGAAGUUAUGAGACUGAUCUGAUAAAGGGCUCACGGCGGGUGUGACCGGUCGACAGGGGUUGCGUACUCCUCCUAGGUACCUGAUCCCACCUCUGGUAUAUUCAGGGGUCCGUAUUUGCCCAACUGUCUAUUUUGCAUUGAUUACAGGAGUUAUGAGAUUGAUUACUGUUCGUUAUCGUCACCUUAUGAUGUCUAGUAUUUCGUUCCACUAAUUCUAAAUAUUAAGGAAUAUAUUUAAUUCAUUUUUGUAUUUCAAUUCAUCAUCAUGUAGAGAGAUUUUAAAAUAAAUGGUGUACAUUUGUAAGGUUUUAAAACCAAAGUACUCUCACAAAAUGUGGAGUAUACUAUUAAAUUGACUGUCCACCCCUUAGACUAACUUUAUCUGAGUCAUUAUCAUUGAUGACUGUAAGUAGUACAUUGAUGUAAAUAUGCAUAUGACCAAAGGAUAUUGACUUUCAACCAAGGGUUAUCAAAUAAGGAUUUCCCACUCGCCCGAAAUUCUACAAGCCCGAUGUGUUACCAGUCCAAAGGUCCAUAAGUCCGACAUAAAAAAACAACAACAAAAAACGAAAAGUCUGUUUGGGGCUGUUACACAUAUACUAUAGGGUUUAUACGUUUCCUCCGCGAACUGUCUCUUCCAUGAGAACUUUACUGGCUCAAAUGUCGGGCGUAAAGAAUCUAAACAGCCAAAACAAAUUGCGUAAGUGAUAAGUAACUUUCCAGAAACGUUGACAUUGACUAUAUUCCGGGAUAAGAUUGUGACUUUACAGUUCUCGAAUACGAUAUUCCAUGUAUAGCAACUCUUAAAUCGAAAGAAAAAUCCACGGAGGCGGUUAAAGAGAGGAGUGUGGUUCAUAGCGACUCAUUCUACUAGGCCUUUCUGCAAGGAGGAAUUGCACAUGAGUCAGUCCCAAAUAGCGGUAUUGAAGCGUCUUUAGACCACUCCUCAUGCAGAGAAUAAAGCCAGUAAACAUGAAAGGAUUGGGCCUCCGCUGGAUAACCAUGCGCUUGCUGUAGCGUGAGCCAAUAUCUUUUGACAAAUUUGAAUGUUUCCCUUCGAGGAGUCUAUAAAUGUACUUGGAAAUUUUUCCAAAGGCACAUAAACAAGUUACAGGACACUAGACGAUACAAUUGCACCUGGGUCAUUCUAAGAUAUUCAGCAGCUACAUGUAUAUACAGUAGUAACAGAACGAAAUGUUUUAACAACUAGAUAAAAAACCCAAAAUACAA